CUGUUUACCUGUAGAUGGAGUAACUUUUUUCAUGUAUCGCUCAUAACUUUAUUUUGUUUUUGUUUGUUUUUCUUUUGGUCGUCCACACGCGGUCAGCAUGUCCGGCCAUCCGAACCAGAGAGCCCUCCGCGGGCUGUGUGUGCUGAGCGCCCUGCUGCUGGCCGUGUCGGGGGAGAACGUGUCCGAGGGCGGCUCCGGCAUGAUCCAGGAGCUCCGCGAGGCCCUGGCUGAGCUGGCCGGGAAGGGGAGGACUUACCUGGGCAGGCUGGCCGGGGAGCAGACGGUGCUGUCGGUGCAGAAGGCUUUCUCUCAGGUGCUCGGUGCCGUGGCAGGAAGCGUGUCUGUGGGCCUGAACGUGCUCUUACAGUACGUCUCACAACUCAUGCAGGCUGCUGGAUUCCAAGGUGGGUUUCCCAUCAGCCAGGUGACCCCAGACGGACUGGUCUUUGUCGCCCAGUGGGUCCUCGCGGCUCUCGUUGGCUACUGGCUGAUCUCCUUCGUCUUUGGAUUGGUCGCCUCCGCUCUGCGGCAGGCCCUGUGGCUGCUCAAAGUGGGCGUGGCUCUGGCCUGUUUCGGCCUGAUCCUCAGUGACCACAGCGUGGACACGGACACCGUGGCGUUCCGGCUGGCCGCGCUGGUGUGCGCCUGCGUGAUGCUCGGCGUGGGGAGUCGGAGGAGCUCCGGUGAGUCCGACAAAACGGCUCACCUGGAGGAGCAGGUGAAGACACUGGAGAUGCGGCUGAGGGAGUUGGAGGGGAGGCGGAGGAGGAGGACGGAGGAGUGAUGGAGGGGCGGAAAUCGAGCGCUCCUCUGUCGUCUUCCCUUCCUUCCCUCCUGAACGGGCCCCCGGAACCAUUUCGACAUUUGGUAUUUUUUGCUAGAAAGAGUUUGAACAGUAAUCCACGGCUCGUUACCAACACAACGUGGUUAUAAGUCAUUCCAGGAAUCAGUGAUUUGGGUUUCUAACUUUUUGAAAAGGGCAAUUUGUUCCUCAGUGUGCCGAGGUGCGGAGGAUACAACGCUUUUCCGUCCAAUGUUCUGACCGUCUUCACGUUGCAAUAUUAAAGAAGCGUUUUGGGAAGCA
Messenger RNA from Pseudoliparis swirei, 1084 nucleotides. RefSeq names its product transmembrane protein 109 (gene tmem109). Bases 98 to 784 code for a protein of 228 amino acids. The transcript has 3 exons. Gene Ontology annotation, biological process: cellular response to gamma radiation; intrinsic apoptotic signaling pathway in response to DNA damage by p53 class mediator. NCBI's taxonomy places the organism in Eukaryota, Metazoa, Chordata, Actinopteri, Perciformes, Liparidae. The record is from RefSeq and is a predicted model, not a curated record.